AUGGCCGAUGAAACAGGUGUUGCCGAGGAUACCUCGAUUACCUUCACGGUCAAGUCAUCUACUGAUGCUAAAUUUACUUUGACCCUUCCAAUUUCCACUUCCGUCUCGGAUCUCAAGCAGAGGCUCUCAAGUGCCGAAUACGCCGAUACCCCGGCAGAACGUCAGCGCCUGAUCUAUUCCGGUCGAGUUCUCAAGGAUAAUGAGACGCUAGAGACCUACAAGAUCAAGGAUGGCCACACCAUUCAUCUGGUGAAGAGUGCCGCAAGCAACCAACAGCGUCAGAAUACAGCUGCUCAACCGACUAUUUCCGCCGCCCCCGCCGGAUCGACGAGUCAACCCGCUGCGGGUGUCCCUACCAACCUCGCUGCAGGAACGGGCAACAAUCCCCUGGCGGGUCUGACUGGUGCGCGAUAUGCCGGCUUUGCCCAGCUUCCUGGGGCUGGCCUCUUUGGUCCUGAUGGUGGGAUGGGCCCUCCGCCAGAUACCGAGACGAUGCUGAACAUGCUCGAGAACCCUCAAUUUCAAUCGACCAUCAAUGAGGCCCUGCAAAACCCCGCCAUGAUCGACAUGAUGAUCCAACAGAACCCUAUGCUUCGGGACAUGGGCCCCGGCGUGCGACAGAUGAUGCAGAGCCCUGAGUUUCGGCGUAUGUUGACCGACCCGAGCUCGAUUCGGCAAAUGAUGCAAAUGCAACGAGCAAUGGGGAUGGGUGGAGGCGGGCUUGGUGGCGAUAGCGCAUUCCCGGCGCCCGGCGUCACCAAUACCACCGAGGAAACCCAGAACACACAACAGCAGAAUACCCCUGCCAACCCAUUUGGCCAAAUGCCGCAGGGUCCAGCUGGAAAUCCCUUCGCGGCCCUUUUCGGGGGGAACGGCUUCGCAAACCUCGCCCAGCCUCCAUCCGCCACCCCUGGUGCAGGCGCCAAUCAACCCGAAGGCACUCCAGGUGCCGCAGAGACCGAUACAGAUCGAUCUCCCGCUGGAGAAGGACAGAAUCCACAAGCUACAGCCAACCCUUUUGCUUCCCUAUUCAACCCGGCUCUCUUCGGCAAUAACGGAGGUGGCCAGGCGGGGAUCAACCCAUUUAACCCCCAGCAGAAUCCGUUCCUGAACGACCCUGCGAUGCUCUCACGAAUGAUGCAAGCAAUGGGAGGAGGACAAGGUCCGGCAGGCGGGGGUCCAGACAUGGGUAAUCUGGCCUCUUUGUUUGGCGGAGGCGGUUUUGGCAGUCCUCAGCCGCCAGAUAACCGCCCUCCGGAAGAGAGAUAUGCUGAACAGCUCCGACAGUUGAAUGAUAUGGGGUUCUAUGAGUUUGAACGCAACAUCGAGGCGCUGCGUCGGGCAGGGGGCAGUGUGCAAGGUGCGGUGGAAUAUCUUCUGAGCCACCCAUCAUGA
Messenger RNA from Penicillium alfredii, 1395 nucleotides. RefSeq names its product ubiquitin domain-containing protein DSK2. NCBI's taxonomy places the organism in Eukaryota, Fungi, Ascomycota, Eurotiomycetes, Eurotiales, Aspergillaceae. Bases 1 to 1395 code for a protein of 464 amino acids. Gene Ontology annotation, molecular function: polyubiquitin modification-dependent protein binding. Gene Ontology annotation, cellular component: cytosol. The transcript has 2 exons. Gene Ontology annotation, biological process: ubiquitin-dependent protein catabolic process. The record is from RefSeq and is a predicted model, not a curated record.